UCUUUAUUGUGGACUGUUUCAGCAUCCAGAAGCCUUACUCCGUUUAAUACAGAAUGUACAUUUCCCAAGACAGUACAAACAGCACCACACAAUGGAUUACUUGGUGAACUGCAUCAUCGGCUCUUCCUUUUCCUCUGAAGUAAAGACUUCACGUCAGUGUAGUCUGGAGGAAAGGUUGCUGAGUCAUAGUUGAUAAAUGUGAUAUUGAAAAUGUUGAGUCUUACUGACAACAUGGAGAACUCUUUCUGACCAUGAGAAAAUCUGCAGUUUUUUCAAACACCAUCUGGACAAUGGAGAAGAAUGAGGACACUUAUAAUAAACAUUAUAACUGAGAGAUGUGAGGAGUAAUAAAAAUUCCAUCUUCCGUGAGCCAUUGUGUGUUUUAUAAGCAUAAGGUGUGCAACAACAAUUUGACAUUUUUCCAGUUUCACUAUUAUACAUAUAUAAAAACAACAACAUGCAGAAUGUGGUAAACACGUAACAUUCGACUCGUGGAGGAGCAUCAGUGGUCAUUGACAUGGGUCAGUUAUAAAGAGACAUCUCUACAUAGUCUCCAUAUACUUGACUGGCUUGUCUGGGUCUACAACCGUCUCCUUUUGAAAACCUCAGACAACAAUGGACCACAUACUGCUGAGCUGAUAAAAUAUAAUACAAAGCAAUACUGAACAAAAGACCUUGCAGAAUUGCGAACAUUAGUAUUACCACGUUUGUACAAGAAAAUAUUUCUUUUGACAUCAAAUUUGUAAACACGAGGGUAGCGUUCGGUUCUUUGCGCAUGCGCAAGUCAGUGCCUUACUGCGCGCCGGUGCUGAAAGCGAACAGAAAUUCAACUGCGUGAUAGCGGAGGAGACAAGCUGGGGACAUCGUGAGUUGAGCUUCAACGGCAAUGCAACACGUCACUCACCGGCAGCCGAGACAAAGGCAGGAUCGAAUCAGGCGAAGACCGUAGAUUCUUAUGUAUUCCCCCGCAUUUCUCUGUCGUUUGUCCGCGGGAACACUUUGAACCAGGGCCCGCGUUGCUGGAUGCAGCGGCGGAGACGGGACCGCAUGUCGGCUUCUCCAGUUCAAAACAAUCGUGACGAAGAAGACAAAGAUGACAGCUAGAACACCAGGAAAACAGCCUUGAUGUGAGCAGCAUGAGUAAGGUGCCCCCUAACAGAAGAGGGAUAACAUUUGAGGUGGGAGCGCAACUUGAGGCCAGAGAUAGCCUCAAAAACUGGUAUGCUGCCAAUAUAGAAAAGAUUGACUAUGAAGAUGAAAAAGUACUAAUCCAUUACCGCCAGUGGAGUCACCGUUAUGAUGAGUGGUUUGACUGGACGAGCCCUUACCUGAGACCAGUAGACAAAAUCCAGCUAAGGCGUCAGGGCCUGCAGGGUGACAGUUGUGUACCUGGUUUCCAUGUUAAUGAAAAGGUCCUGGCCAGCUGGUCUGACUGCAGAUUCUACCCGGCCAAGGUCAUUUCAGUCAACAAAGACGCUUCCUACACUGUAAGGUUCUAUGAUGGAGUCAUCCAGACAGUGAAGGGAAUGCACGUGAAGCCAUUUAUUAAGGAGAGAAAUAGAAGCAGUAAGUCUCGGUCCUCUGAAAGAAACAUGGUCCGAAGAGCUCCCAACCGAAGAGACGGAGGGCUGAACGGAGGUCCCAAAAAUAAACGAGCCAGACCCAGCGCUUCAGACCAAGAGGAGGAAAGCGACAGUGAGGACGAGGAGCACAAAGAACAGCUGGUGAUACAGAACCAGACCAAGAAAAGUGAUGGAACAGUGGAGGCCUCAUCUGCUAUUAAACAGGAAAAAGAAAUGAUGGAACAGGGGGACGAGAACCAUUCACGAGAGACAGAAAAUGGGACAAAACUUAAAAAUGAAGAAAAUGUCAAGGAUGAAAAACACAACGACAAAUGUCACGUUAACGGGGAUGUGAAGAAAGAACCGCAGGAUUUGGAGGAGGAAGGAAAAAAGCCAUAUAUGGAGUCAACCAAGCCAUACAUGGAGUCCACUGCUCAGACAUCAGCAGAGACCAAACUGAUGAGCAACGGAGCUCUGGAGCCCAAAUCAGAAAGCGCUCAGCCGACGACGGAUGUGCCACCUUCUCAGCUGGUGAAACCGGUGAGGAAGCAAGGAUUUCACAACCCCAAUAGAUUCAGCAGAGAACCACUCUACAGAGUCAUCAAAAACCAGCCUCCUCCAGUCCUGUCCAUCAAUCUUGACCACAACCCGUUUAAGUGCAGCGCUCCAGGCUGCACAAAAUCCUUCCGUAAGGCUAAGCUGCUGCACUACCACAUGAAAUAUUACCAUGGGGAGGAGACGCCACUGGAGGAGGAGCACAGCCCCAGCAGGAACAUCCAGAACAGAGUGUCUGAGAAACAAACUAUGGCCACAGGGUUGGAUGUCCCAAAGAGAAGGCGCACCAUCUCUGCCUCCAUACAUUCUGUUGCCGGUGGCCAUUAUUCUCAAGGCGAUGUGAAGACGUCCGGUAGACGUACAUCAGUGCCUCCAGCAGGUGGCACCCAGAACCAUCAGCACAGAACACUGCUUAGAGAGAAAAGCAAGGAGAACCAACUGGACAGGAACAGAUGCCACCAGGAGGACAGGAGUUCAGAGAAAAGUGGCUUUGACAUUGGGUCAGUGAAAGACAAACUGAAAGAGAAACCGAAGCAGAAGGACUUCCUCCGCAUCAAACUGAAGAAAAGGAAGAAAAGAAAGAAGGCCAAGUCUGACUACACAGGUAGUGAGGAGAAUGUUGACGUCUCAGUAUUGGGUCGUCAGUCAAAAUUGAAUUUGCUACCCAAAUCCCCUCAGUCAAACAAUCACAAACCUGAGGCCUACCCCAGCAGGCCUGGAAACAGCUACUCAGAGCAGAUACAUGUGGAUGAUGAGGACAGUUUCAGUGACUGGUCGACCGACAGCUGCGGCUGGAGCGACGACGACAUGGGGGUGGAUCUAGACGUCACCACUCCUCCCCUCAGUGUGGACUCGUGCGCUGCAGACAUCAGUGACCAGGAGGUGGUGAGAUGCAUCUGUGGAGUAGAAGAAGAAAACGACUUUAUGAUCCAGUGUGAAGACUGUUUAUGUUGGCAGCAUGGCACCUGCAUGGGUCUGCUAGAAGAAAAUGUUCCAGACAAGUACACCUGCUACAUCUGCAGAGACCCACCAGGUCAAAGACAGAGUCUGCGCUACUGGUACGACCGUGAAUGGUUGACCAACGGUCACAUGUAUGGUUUGUCCUUCCUGAAAGAGAACUACUCACAUCAAAAUGCCAAGAAAAUCACCACCACACACCAGCUGCUGGGGGACGUUCAACAUGUGUUGGAAAUUAUCAAUGGACUCCAACUGAAGAUGAAUGUCUUACAGAGCAACUUCCACCCUGACCUGCAGCUUUGGCGGCAGCCGUGGAAACAUUUGAGGUCCUUGCCCAGUUCUGACUCACACCAGGGCAGUGAUAAAGCGCCGUUGCCCGUGGUUCCUGAUGAAGAGAUGAGCCGAGGAGAGAUGCUGAUGUCGAAUGCGUUGGAGAAGCUGAGCCGAGCUGCGACAGCUGCCAACACCUCCUCCCUUCUGUCUUGCUCUCCGUCUCCCUUCCCGUCCUUCCAAGACUCGUACAUUUCCAGUGAACAUUGUUACCAGAAACCCCGGGCGUACUAUCCAGCUGUGGAGCAGCGGCUGGUGGUGGAGACCUGGCAGGGCUCAGAGCUGGAGGACAGCAUGAGGAGCACCGAGGAGCUGCUGGAGAGGGAGCAGCGCUACGGGAGCCUGCUGGAGACAGACAAGCCCAAAUCUACAGUGAACGGUAACAAGGUCACUCUGGCUAACCUGUGGUCCCAGUCUGACAUGAAAGAUGUGGUGAGGAGAGAACCAGGAGCUGCAGAUAAGAACAGACAACACCAGCAGUGGCAGAUUAAUCUGCUGGACCACAUAGAUGCAGUCCAGGAUGAUGUGUCCCACAGGAUGGACUUCAUUGAGAGGGAGCUGGAUGUUCUGGAGAGUUGGCUGGACUACACAGGAGAGCUGGAGCCUCCAGAACCUCUGGCUCGACUGCCUCAGCUCAAACACCGCAUCAAACGGCUGCUGUCGCAGCUGGACAUAAUGCAGCAGAUAAGCUCCAUGUGAGGGCGCCAGAGAACAACAGUUGCUGCAGCGCACAUUACCUAACUGUGGAUGCAGUCAGUGCAGUGUGGGUGCAGAUAUUCUGGAAACUUCUUGCAGUUUAUAAAGUUUUACUGACUGGACUGCUGCACCUGCUGCUGCUGCUGCGUAAGGUCGAUACGUGUAACCUGUUGAGCUCCUGUGUAGUGGGAUGUAAAGCUUCAGCGUGCCGGUGUCUCGUAUGAAUAUUUGUAUGAACAUUUGUGGAAAUGUUAAAUGCUUAAAUCAGGAUUAAACACAAAGAAUUACCUCCUACAUGCAGAAGAAAUCCCCGAGGCCCAGCGUCCACUUCUGUGGAUACGGUCUGGUUAGGACCCCCGUCUCCAGUUCCACACACAGU
Messenger RNA from Cynoglossus semilaevis (tongue sole), 4479 nucleotides. It is a transcript of the gene phf20a, whose product is annotated as PHD finger protein 20, a. Gene Ontology annotation, cellular component: NSL complex; MLL1 complex; nucleus. The transcript is spliced from 18 exons. Bases 1137 to 4103 code for a protein of 988 amino acids. Lineage: Eukaryota; Metazoa; Chordata; Actinopteri; Pleuronectiformes; Cynoglossidae. Gene Ontology annotation, biological process: regulation of transcription by RNA polymerase II. The record is from RefSeq and is a predicted model, not a curated record.